Daucus carota subsp. sativus is the source of this 1170-nucleotide messenger RNA. Its product is annotated as bidirectional sugar transporter SWEET2a. NCBI's taxonomy places the organism in Eukaryota, Viridiplantae, Streptophyta, Magnoliopsida, Apiales, Apiaceae. Gene Ontology annotation, molecular function: sugar transmembrane transporter activity. Gene Ontology annotation, biological process: carbohydrate transport. The record is from RefSeq and is a predicted model, not a curated record. Gene Ontology annotation, cellular component: membrane. The transcript has 6 exons. Bases 142 to 849 code for a protein of 235 amino acids.
ACAUACACAAGCUCUUAAAACCUUCUUUUAUGCACUUGUACUAUUUCAUUAUCUCGCGUUCAUUUGAAAACUGAAAUAAAUAUUAUAUAUAUGUUGGUGAUGUGUGAGUAGUUGAGAAUUUGCAGAAGAUUUGAGAAGGCGAUGGAUUCAAAUGGGUUGUUCUCUACUUAUUCUCUGUGCAGUGAUGCAGCUGGAGUUGCAGGAAACAUCUUUGCAAUUGUGUUGUUUGUAUCACCAAUACCAACAUUUAGAAGAAUUAUCAGAAACCGUUCUACCGAGCAGUUUUCAGGGCUGCCAUAUGUAUAUUCCCUCCUGAACUGUUUAAUUUGCCUCUGGUAUGGCCUGCCUUGUGUAACUCCGGGCAUCAUACUAGUUGCCACCGUUAAUUCAGUUGGAGCAAUUUUUCAGUUGGUGUACAUUGUCAUCUUCAUUGCAUGUGCAGAGAGAACUAGAAAGCUGAAAAUGUCGGGACUGCUGCUAGGGGUAUUUGCUCUUUUUGCUGGCAUAGUACUUGUUAGCAUCAAGCUAUUUGACCCUCCAUCGCGGCAACUUUUUGUUGGAUAUUUGAGCGUUGCUUCUCUCAUAUCUAUGUUUGCUUCUCCGCUAUUUAUAAUAAAUUUGGUGAUCAAAACAAAGAGUGUCGAAUACAUGCCAUUUUAUCUAUCACUAUCGACCUUCUUGAUGAGUCUAUCCUUCUUUGCUUAUGGGAUGUUUAAGCAUGAUCCUUUCAUUACUGUGCCUAAUGGAGUUGGAGGUCUUCUGGGAAUAAUACAAUUAGCAUUGUACACAUACUACAGCAGAAUUUCUGGUGCAGAAUCAAGAGAGCCCUUGUUAGUUUCCUAUGCAUAAAAUGUGAUGCAGAGUUUCUAACAGAGAUGAGUGAUCACAAGUUUUCAGCCAGGAGCCAAAAUGAAAAUAUCUAGUCUUCUGAUGGGUGAAAAAAGAAAUUCUUUUGUAUAUUUUCCUUUACAAAAUAUCUAUUUUACUUUUUAUUGUCUGGUUUGCUAGUGGCUGUAUGAAUACUGCCAUGUAAAGAAAAUAUUGCAAGAACAGUUGUCAAGAGAAUUAGUAGUAAAGUUAUUGCUGGCUGCUGGGGUAGGUUUGGUCGCUAGGGAUUCAUUUCUUGUGUCAGGAUUUGUCUGUGGAAAUAUAUGAUUGUUUCUUUGUUUA